Molecule: messenger RNA, 1053 nt
Organism: Colletotrichum graminicola M1.001
Lineage: Eukaryota; Fungi; Ascomycota; Sordariomycetes; Glomerellales; Glomerellaceae
Product: 2-nitropropane dioxygenase
Exons: 1
Coding region: 1-1053 (350 amino acids)
Molecular function (GO): nitronate monooxygenase activity
Source: RefSeq, a predicted model, not a curated record
AUGGCUCCCACCGGCCCCAUCACUACACCGAUAACCCAGCUGUUGGGCAUCCAGCACCCAAUCCUCCUCGCCGGGAUGGCACGCACGUCCGGUGGGCCUCUCGCGGCAGCAGUCUCCAAUGCCGGCGGCCUCGGCGUUAUAGGCGGUUUCAUGUACACGCCCGACCAGCUGCGCGAGAUCAUUGCUGAGAUGAAGAAGAACUUCAAGUCCCCGGACCUGCCAUUCGGUGUUGACCUCGCCCUGCCACAAGUUGGAGGCAACGCUCGCAAGACGAAUCACGACUACACGGGCGGCAAGCUCGACGAGCUCAUCAACAUCACCAUCGAGUCUGGCGCCCGACUGUUCGUCAGUGCGGUUGGCGUGCCGCCCAAGAGCGUCAUUGACAGGCUGCACGCAGCAGGAAUCUACGUCAUGAACAUGGUUGGUCACCCGAAACACGCCGUCAAGGCGCUUGAUCUCGGCGUCGACAUUGUUUGCGCCCAGGGCGGCGAGGGUGGCGGCCACACGGGCGACGUGGCGAACUCGGUUCUCAUCCCGGCCGUUGUCGACGUCGCGCGGCGGUACCGGCCCGAGAUGCUCAAGGGAGGGCCCGCGCUCGUCAUUGCUGCUGGCGGGAUCUACAACGGCCGCUCGCUGGCGAGCUCGCUGAUGCAAGGCGCCGUUGGCGUGUGGGUCGGCACACGCUUCGUAGCGUCCGUCGAGGCUGGGUGCAGCGAGGAACACAAGCAAGAGGUUGUGUCAUGCGGGUUUGAUGGUACAGAGCGCACGCUUGUAUUGUCUGGACGGCCGUUGCGGAUGAAAACAAAUGACUAUAUCCGCAAGUGGCAUUCGCAGCCAGCCAAGAUCAAGCAGCUUUGCGACGAGGGGGUGGUCCCGAUCGAACUAGAUCUUGAGCGAGGCAACGACAUUGACCCGCCGCAUCUGAUGGGUCAAGUUGCGGGUGCGAUAGACAAGAUCCAACCUGCUGGUGAGAUUGUGGACGAGAUGGUCAAGGAGGCAGUCGAUCAACUGAAGCUCGGACAGGUGUAUUUGGGUCAGCGGAGCAAGCUAUAA